Molecule: messenger RNA, 6717 nt
Organism: Periophthalmus magnuspinnatus
Lineage: Eukaryota; Metazoa; Chordata; Actinopteri; Gobiiformes; Gobiidae
Gene: fhod1
Product: formin homology 2 domain containing 1
Exons: 28
Coding region: 94-4698 (1534 amino acids)
Biological process (GO): actin filament network formation; cortical actin cytoskeleton organization
Cellular component (GO): cytoplasm; cytoskeleton
Molecular function (GO): actin filament binding
Source: RefSeq, a predicted model, not a curated record
UGCUUCAGUAGAACCAUUCUUGUUCCAGCGGCGGUGGCAAACACCGGGCUGUCGCCUCUCUUCACGCCGCUCUCAGGCAGCGCACACGCGGCCAUGGCUCAUAUCACUUGCCGGGUGCAGUACUUGGAGGACUCGGACCCGUUCGUGUGCACAAACUUUCCGGAGCCCCGCAGACCUCCACUGGUGGAUAUCGAGCAGGACCUGCCUCUGAGUGAGCAGAUCGCGGGGAUACACAAGCUCCUCAACGCCCCCCUCAAGUUGGAGGAGUGCACGCUGCAGCUCUCUCCCAGUGGAAACUACCUGGACCUGGACUCUUCUCUGGACGAGCAGAGAGAUGAGCUAGAGACCUUCUAUGAGGAUGUAGAAAAGGGAAAGAAGCCCAUCGUCAUUCUGAGGACUCAGCUGUCUGUGCGCGUUCACUCCAUCCUCGAAAAGUUGUACAACUCCCAAGGCCCUGAGCUCCGGAGGUCGCUGUUUUCACUCAAGCAGCUUUUCCAGGAUGAUAAAGACUUGGUCCCAGAGUUUGUGGCGUCUGAAGGGUUAAUGUGUUUCAUAAAAGUUGGAGCAGAGGCCGACCCCAACUACCAGAACUAUAUCCUCAGAGCCCUGUCUCAGAUCAUGCUCUUUGUGGAUGGGAUGAAUGGAGUGAUCCAGCACAAUGAGACGGUGCAAUGGCUCUACACGCUCACUGGAAGUCUGUCUCGUCUCGUGGUGAAAACAGCUCUCAAGCUCCUCAUAGUGUUUGUGGAGUACUCAGAUCCUAACGCCAGUCUGCUCAUCAGGGCAGUCAAUGCAGUCGAUGGAAGAAGAGAUGAAAAACCCUGGAGUUACAUUAUGGAGGUGCUGGAGGAGAGGAACGGAGCCGACUCUGAGCUCAUGAUGUUCACAAUGAUACUGAUCAACAAGACAUUAGCAGCGCUCCCAGACCAGGACUCCUUCUAUGAUGUGACGGACAGCCUGGAGCAGCUCGGGAUGGAGACGAUUAUCCACAAACACCUGAACAACAAGGCCACAGAGCCAGACCUGAGGGCUCAGUUCACCACAUACGAGAACGUUUUGAAAUAUGAAGAUGGCGAGGUGGACGACCCCGCUCCGUGCUUCCGUAAAGAACGCCGAAAAGCUGCCCUGACUGUCGGCUCUGAUCAGGAAGGACGCAGGAGCAGACGAGCUUCAUCCCAAAAUCUCCCAGAUCUCCUCUCCUCCUCUUCCUCAUCCCCCUCUCCCUCCCCCACACUGGGCAUCACGUCUCCCCAUUUAAGCACAAACAAUCGUAUUACAUCACCAGUUCCAUCUUACCCCUCCCCUCCACAAAUACGUACCUCUCCCAUUGCAAAUAACUAUGUACUAUCUCCGACUAUCUCCUCCCCCUCGCCUACUCAAAAUAUAAUUUCUCCCAACCUCAAUAGCCAAGCCCUGUCCCCAACCCUAUCUUCCCCCUCCCCUAUUGAAAACCUUACCUCUCCCAUUAUACACAACUACGUGCUAUCGCCAACAAUCUCCUCCCCAUCUCCUACCCAAAGCCUCACUUCUCCUAGCCUCGGUAACCAUGUACAGUCUCCCAUUGUCCCAUUGUCUUCUCCAUCUUCAGAGAGUCCGAAACAAAACAGUAGACCCACGUCCCCCCUCGUGUUGAACUCUGACCCCAGUAGCUCUGCCUCCAGCCCAGCCACAUCACAGAGAGGGUCUCCGCUGCCCCCGAACACUGGCUCAAAUGGGAAUAUUGCAAUGGAACAGGAGACGAAAGCGCCGCUAAGUCCGGGGCGCUCUUUUCUCAGUCACCACAUGUCGGCUCUGGGCCUGAGCAGGAAGUCCAGGCUUUUCUCCAAGAGCAGCUCCAUCAGUGAGGAGCCCUCUGGCGCACACAGCCCAUCGUCGCCUGACCCAUCCCACUCGGAGCAGCAGUCUUCUCAGCAGCAGAACAAGAGCGAGAGCAAAACCAGCUUCAACUCUGGGGAGGACGAGGAUGAGCCCGUGUUUUGCGCAGAGGAUGUUAAUGUAAAUCAGGACAAACCCAUUUUCAAGAUGUUUAAAGAUAACUUUCUACGUAACCUGGCAGCAACCCAGUGGGAAAAAAGGAGACGGAGUAAACAUCAACGUCCUCGCCUAGCCUCGACUGAUGACUUCGUCACCUCGAACCCGCCCACGAAAGAGGAAGCAUCCAACGUCACAACAGAGGAACACACUCCACAGAGUCCAACAAGCAGAAGUUCAGACACAAAUGGACACACAGACUCACAAAAUGAAACAGCAGCUCCAAACCAGAGACCGGUCAGCACUCUGUCUGAAGAUAAGAAGUUUGUCCUGAAUAUGCUCUACUCCAAGACCAGCCCCGAUCCUCUGAAUUCCACUGAGGAGGGCCCCCCACAGCUUACUUCAGAGAGACCCCGCAGGCCUCUGGUGAUGGUGGUGUCUGGAGGAGAUGCAGGUAGUGUGGGUCGUGUGCUGGAGCGUCUGUCCAGUAUCACCCGCUCAGUGGACAGUCCCACAGAGAGCAGCAACUCCCGCAGGGCAGAGCUGGAAGGACUGGAGGGGUCGGCACAAGCCGCUCUGGCUCGACUCGCUGAGGAGCAACAGAGCCGCAGCCUCCGGCCUCAGUCCAGUGUGGACAUGGAGAACCAAGCAAAGCGUUUGGAGGGGACUCAGAUGACUACCCUGUGCCCAGGAGGAGGUUCCGAGGCCUGGGACCAGAUCCAGCCCUCUGCCUCCGCCCUCCGCAUCAAGGACCUUGACUUCUCAGACCUGCUCGAUGAAGAGGACAUCGACGUACUGGACAUGGACACUAUGGAUUCAACUUCAGCUGCUCGUUUAUCAGGGGCCCCACCUCCUCCCCCUCCUCCCCCUGGCUCUGGACCACCUCCUCCCCCACCUCCUCCACUUCCCCUUGGCUUUGGACCUCCUCCCCCACCUCCUCUGCCUGGGUCUGCAUUAGGCAUACCCCCACCUCCCCCUCCUCUUCCCGGGUUUCUGUCAGGCGCACCCCCACCUCCCCCUCUUCCACCGCCACUCUGGGGCGCUGCUCCCUUAGCCCCACCCCAUCCUUCUCUCAGCUCUGUGUUAGGAGAUGUGCCUAAAAAGAAGAAAAAGACGGUGAAGUUGUUUUGGAGGGAGUUGAAGCAGGCGGACGGAGGACCUCAGAAAUGCAGGUUUGGGCGCGGGACCGUGUGGGCGUCACUGGAUAAGGUUACUGUGGAUACCGCCAAACUGGAACACCUGUUUGAGUCCAAGGCCAAAGAACUGCCCAUGACCAAGAAAGGGCCCGAACUGAAGAAGCCUGAGAUCCUGGUGCUGGACCCAAAGAGGAGCAAUGCCAUAAACAUCGGAAUGACUGUGCUUCCUGCUGUUCAUGUCAUUAAAAGUGCAAUACUCAACUUCGAUGAAUUCGCCAUCUCUAAAGAAGGCAUCGAGAAGAUCUUGACCAUGGUGCCCACAGAGGAGGAGAAGCAGAUGAUACAGGAGGCGCAGCUGGCUAACCCCGAUAUUCCUCUGGGCACGGCUGAACAGUUCCUCCUCAGCCUGGCCUCCAUCAGCGCACUGACCUCCCGACUCCAGCUCUGGGCCUUCAAGCUCAAUUACGAGACUCUAGAGAAGGAAAUUGCUGAGCCUUUGUUUGACCUGAAGCUGGGAAUGGAGCAGCUGUCAUCCAAUCAGACGUUUAAAAGGAUCCUAGCCACGCUCCUUGCCAUCGGGAACUUCCUCAACAGCUCCAACGCCAAAGGUUUUGAGCUGAGUUACUUAGAGAAGGUGGUGGAGGUGAAGGACACAGUUCAGCGUCAGUCUCUGCUCCAUCACACCUGUAACCUGGUCUUGGAGAAGUACCCCGAAUCUACAGACCUGUAUUCCGAGAUACCAGCCAUCACCAGAUCUGCCAAAGUUGACUUUGAGCUACUCUCUGAAAGUCUGGCGCAGCUGGAGAGACGCUGCAAAGCAUCAUGGGACAAUCUGAAGGUCGUGGCCAAACAUGAGACGAAGGCUGUGCUGAAGAACAGGCUGACAGAUUUCUUAAAGGACUGCACCCAGAGGAUCAUCAUUUUGAAGGUGGUCCACAGGCGAGUCAUAAACCGCUUCCACUCAUUCCUGCUGUUCCUGGGCCAGCCAUCGGCCUCUGUGCGCGACAUUAAGAUCACCAACUUCUGCAGAAUCAUCAGCGAGUUUGCCUUGGAGUAUCGGACAUCCCGGGACAGAGCGCUGACGUUGAAGAGGAAGAAGGCGGCACACAGAGAGAGGACCAAGACCAGAGGGAAGAUGAUCACUGAGACCGAGAAGUUCUCGGGGGCGGUGCCUGCAGAUAGCCCCUCCCCCGUCUCCUCAGCAGCAGAUGUGGAGGCAGAGCAGCAGGAGGAGCAGCAUGAGAACAUGAAGAAUCUACUGAUCAGCGGCGGAGCAGACAGCCUGACUGUGGGGCAGGGCCUGAGGAGGUCCAGGGCUGUGCGCAGUCACGGAGGCAGAGUCAGCCCCUCUCCCAUGGUUAUGUCUAAAGAGGACAUGAGCCCUCAGGACGAUGCCACAGACGAGAUCAUGGACCGUUUGGUGAAGUCCGUAACCCAGAAUCCCUCAGAGCGAGAGUCCAGCCCCAAAACACGCAAACGCUCCCGGGUCAACAGGAAGUCAUUGCGGCGCACAUUGAAAAGUGGCCUUAGUCGGGACGUGGUUCAAGCUUUAGGCCUCAACAACCAGAAGCCUCAAGACUCAAAUGUUUGAACAGGAACAAUAUCAUUCUAUUUACCUUUAAUCGAUUGAUGGACAGACACCACCAAUCAAUAAGACAACAGACUCUGAUACCGCCGCCACCACCGCCAACCAGAGAGUCAUUAAAAACUGCUUUUUAUAUACAAACCCAACCCACUUUGCACCACUGUUGCCAAGUUACACAAAUGCUAAAGACUGCACUCACAUGGCACAUUGUACAUUUGACCUGUGGCUGUCUUAGGUUUAUGAACUCAAAUUCAAUCACUAAGACAAGUUAUUUAAGAGUUUUUAAGUUAUUGUCAAGUAGAUGUUGUGUAGUAGUUUGGUUUUGAGCAAAAUUAACAAAAAAAUCCUUUAAAAAUAUACAAAAAAGUAUAUUUGCCAUAAUAUUAUGAAGAUGUUUCUGCUGGUUUAAAGGUGCACUGUGUAACUUUUCUGUUCUGCUGAUCUCUCACCUGCUUCUCUCCGUGGCCUGCCUGAAAUGUUCCACACUGUGGCAUUAGACUGAUCUGUAUUGCCUAAAACAUACACUACCAAUCUAAGUUUUGGACGCACGCUCUCAUUGAAUGUUUUUUUUUUUUGUAUUUUGUUUAUUUAUUUUUUUUACUACUUUCUACAUUUUAUACACAUAUAAGAUAUAUGGGAUUAUGUAGCAAAAAAAAAAGUUAAAUAACUCCACAAAAUAUUUUUCAACAAAGCAAAGGGGGGGAUACUUUGAAUGUAAAAUAUUGAUUUGAAUGUUAAAUAUAAAAAAAUAAUAAUUCAUGUUUCCUCAUUGCUACAUAAUUUCAUAUAUCUUACUUAAUAUAUUUGAUGUCCUUUGUAUGAAUACAAACUGUAGAAAGUAGUCAAAAUAAAGAAAAAAAGAUUGAAUGAAAGGGUGUGUCCAACAUUUGACUGGUAGUUCUUACUGUGACUUUGCUCACUUCAUCACAGAUCUGACCUGUAACUUGGCCUGGUUGUCCCACCUGCCUGUCUUCAUGGAGGUGGGUAAGUUUAAUCCCAUCACUGUGGAACAUUUUGGACAGAACAAUAACAUUUCAAUGGAUACAAGCUGGUGGCAUACUUCUGUCAGUAAAGUCACACAGUAUACGUUCCUAGUUUAUUAUGUUGCUACAGUUUUAAAAUGAGGUCCGGACUACAUUAAAAUCAGGCCCAGACUAUAUUAAAAUGAGGUCCAGAUACAUAUGAAUGCCUUAAUCUGCCUGCUAAACUUCCCAUUUGUACUUAUAGUGUAAAUGGUAAAAUACUGCAUUUUUACCAAAGAUGAUUGAAAAAAUUUAAGACGUUACAAACUAAAAGAAAACUUUAAAAAGUAGUUUACAUGAAUCUGUCCAAAAACGUUGAAAUUAACUGUAUUAACUCUAUUUUUUGGACUAUUUUAAGCUAUGCAUGUCCCUACCAAAUAUGGCCGACAACUCAUAGCAGAAUACAGAGUGUAAGAAAUAAGUCUAUUUUCUUCUAAAAGUAAUCAUACAUGUUCAAAGAUUCAAAAUGAACUCAAAGCGAGCAGACCAGAAUGUAACAUGUGUUGUCAUUUUUGAAAAAAAAUGCCAACACUGCCACUUUGAAAUGACUCCAACUCACUACAAUGAUUGCGCUCACUAGCUUUACAAAACAUCUGGAUCAGCUCAAAUUGACUCUCCUGGUUUAAAAUUUGCAACAUGUCUGCAGCUAAACCUCAUUGGUCACUAAUGGACAAAGGUUAUCUGAGCAUGUCUUGUUUUUGGCCCAAAACCUGCCUUUUUAGAAUCCACAAAAAAAAUAAAAAAUAGAGUUGUUCAUGUUACGACACUUUCCUUUGUUACUGGCCUGGUACCGAAGUGAACAGUGGACACAUUAUUUGUGGGUUAAUAUUAAGAUGACAAUUGUUUUUUGCACAUUGUACUGUAUCGAUUUGGUUUGUUUUGAAAAAGAUGGUCUGGAAAUAUUAAACGUUUAAGGCAAGUACAAGUAAAGGCUUUGAACUUGAAUGUGUCAGUUUAUAACAAAACUGUUUUAGAUCAUGAAUAAAGAUUUUUUGUAAUGAAA